GCUGAGUGGCGGCGGCGCGUCACGUGCGCAGGCCGGGCCGGGCCGGGCCGGGACUGCACCGCCCGGGACUGCACUGCCCGGGGCGCGGCGCGGCGGUGCGACAUGUCCCACCAGACCGGGAUCCAAGCAAGUGGAAGUGUUAAAGACAUCUUUGUUGGAGCCAGAAAUGGACAAUACAGGCUUUUAAAAAUAGUCAUUGACAAUGAGCAGCUUAUUGUGGGAUCAUCUAUGCGGCCAGUUGGAUCAUGGGAAAAGGAUUAUGAUUCCUUUGUCCUUCCCCUUCUCGAAGACAAGCAACCAUGUUAUAUAUUAUACAGAUUAGAUUCUCAGAAUGCUCAAGGAUAUGAAUGGAUCUUCAUUGCAUGGUCACCUGAUCACUCUCCUGUUCGUCAGAAAAUGUUGUAUGCAGCAACCCGAGCAACACUUAAGAAAGAAUUUGGAGGUGGUCAUAUUAAGGAUGAAGUAUUUGGAACAGUACAGGAUGAUGUUUCACUGAAUGGAUAUAAAAAAUAUUUGAUAUCACAGUCCUCCCCUGCGCCUCUCACUGCAGCAGAAGAGGAACUUCGACAAAUUAAGAUUAAUGAGGUACAGACAGAUGUUGGUGUAGAUACCAAGCAUCAAACAUUGCAAGGAGUAGCAUUCCCCAUAGCUAAAGAAGCUAUUCAGGCUUUGGAGAAACUGAAAAAUAAGAAUCUGAAUUAUGUACAACUGCAAAUUGAUAUGAAAAAUGAAACUAUAAUUUUGGCAAACACACUUCAUACGGAACUUAAGGACUUGCCAAAAAGAAUUCCAAAGGAUGCUGCGCGUUACCACUUUUUCCUGUAUAAGCAUGCCCAUGAAGGAGACUAUUUGGAAUCCAUAGUUUUCAUCUACUCAAUGCCAGGCUAUACCUGCAGUAUACGGGAACGAAUGCUCUACUCUAGUUGCAAAAGCCCACUGUUAGAAAUUGUAGAAAGACAGUUGUGGAUGCAGAUCAUUAGAAAGAUUGAAAUAGAUAAUGGUGAUGAGUUAACUGCUGACUUCCUUUAUGAAGAGGUUCAUCCAAAACAACAUGCUCACAAACAAAAUUUUGCUAAGCCAAAAGGUCCUGCAGGGAAGAGGGGAACACGAAGACUGAUUAGAGGUCCAGCAGAGACUGAAACGCAUAGUGACUAGAAACUGUUGUGUUUGUUAUAAAGCAUUACAGUAAGAAAUGAAAUUGUUGCUUUUGGUAAUGAACUGCAAUCAUUCCAUUUAUAGAUGCUAGGGAAAAAAAAGCAGCUCUUUUUACUCUUCUGACCUCAACACUUUUUAUAUUGUUACAUGAUUAUAUUUUUCUUGGCCAUGUUUUACAACAUGUGGAAGAGCUAGUUAUUUUAAAUCUAGAAGAGGAAAACUAAGCUAGUGCACCUUUAUUUUAAAUUAGAAUGCAUUUUUAAUAGCUGUAUCUGUGAUCAUAAACUUUGCAAACAUAAGACUGUUAAGCUGCUGUAUUCUCUAAGUUACAGCUGUAUGGCUAGAGAACAAACCUGUAUUCUUAUGAGUAGCCUAUUGAGUUAACCCCCAAGAGGUACUGUUGAGGUAACCCCCAAGAGUUACUGUGUGAGGAGAGAUGGAAGAUGUAUAUAGCAUUGUCCCACAUAUAUUUUUCCUUGUAGCUGUUAUGCAGAGUAGUACAGCAGCACCUUUUCUUCUGGUUUUGACAUGAUACAUUGUUGAGUUGUAUUGUUUUGUUUAAUAGCAUAAACUAAAUUCAAUUAUCCAUCAUAUAAUGUGUUCAGAAAUAUCUGGAUAUUUUCCCAUGCAAAAGCAUGGUAAUUUCAAAUUUAUGAAUAAUGUUGUGGAAUUGUCUUUUAAAGAAAUCUGACAUCAAACCACUAUAGCUUUUCCAGACUUCUAUACCACUUGUAAGCCUUACAUACUAAGUACUGAAUGACCAAGUAAAUGGUUAUUAAAAGUGCAUGAGUUAGUAUACUCAGUAGAUUAUGGAGCUGCUUUCAAAGCAAUAUGCUUGAAGUUUCUAAUAAAUAAUUGAUUAUCUGUGCACUUGGAUUAAAACUGUAAAUUUAGGAACAAUUGGAAUAGAUCUGCUUCAUAAUGGUUAUUCUUAAGAGUCUAGUCCAUUUGCAGUAUCAACUGCAAUUUUAACUUUCAAAGUAUUCUGAAAAUUACUUUUCAGAAAUGUUUGAACUUUAAUAGCAACUUAAAUCUGUAACAAAAUCCAGCUAGGUCUUGAGUAACUGCUGCCAGCACCUGGUUAGGAUUUUGUUUGUUGUUUUUUUUCCCCUUCUCCAAGAGUAAAAUCAGCCAGAAUAGUCUAAACUUGAUUGAACCAUGAGUAAUGUGUUUAAUAGGAAAAGGAAAAAUAGAUUAUUUUAGUAAGUGGAUUAAAUGAGAAUUAGAUGUGGAAAUUAAGUAUUGGAUGACCUUAAAUAUUUAAAAUACUGUAAUGAGGCCAAUACUAGUGGAUAGAUUAUAUUCCCCAGUAGGGACUUGCUUUUUAGUGUCUUCUAUGUGAGCUUUGUGCUUUUUUGAGUUCAUUGGGGUUUUUUUAAAGCUUUGUGGGACUUGCAAGUCCUGGUUCACUGCAUAUUAUUGUAGAUGCUGGGUGUACACAUUAUAUAGCUGAAUAAUGUGUUUACCUGGUGGAAGGUAGAUUUUUAACCUAGUUUUGUAGGGAAAAUUAUGCUUUGACACUAUUAGUUCCUGAUAAAAUUUGUUUUAUCUUAAUAUAUAUUAUUUUGUUUGGAGAUACUAGCCUGUUAUUGACAUCUGAGAUUGCACUAUAUAAUGUGAAGAUUGCAAUAGUUGGUUUUACUGUGGUUUUUUUAUCUACAGUAGAAAUUCGACACCUCAGCUUUUUUCAUUUAAUCUCAUACACUACAUCCAUCCAAUUUGAUAGCUCUUGAUCCUCAACUAAUCUCCUGCUUGCCCUUAGCUACUGUGUUCUUUUUCUGCCUCCUGCCUUCUCCCUCUAGGGCAAGGAGCUGGUCUUUGAAAUGUUUCUUCAAUGUACUACCUGUCAGGCAAGCGUCCUCGUGUUUUAAACAUGACUAACGUGUGGCUCACUGUGCACUGUAAUUAAAUGUAUUUUUAUUUGAACUCUGAAUCUUUUCAGCAUAUGUAAUUCACUUUGGGUAUGGGUUUUGGAGGUUUUGUUUUUGAAGGAAAACCUUUUAGUGUAGCAGUUAAAAAUUACUGCUAGAGGGUUGUUUGAAUUUAGUAUUUCUGCCUGUGUGUCAGCCAUACCAAGAGUGCACGUACAUUUUUUACACUUACUUGAGCCAUUAGAGAAGUUCAGUUUUUUAGUACCAAAUGUUUUAGACAAUGAACAGUUUGACCUGACAAGGUUAAGUGCAUGUUGUGUUUUGUUUUUUUUUCCCCUAAUCCUACCCUAGGGAGAUGAGGGUAGGAGGUAGGAAGCUUAAUCUGGAGGAUGGUGAGAGCUGGUUAAGUGAUUAUGUGAGGGAGUUUAUAAGGAGCUGCUUUAUAGUUUGGCCCAGACCAGACAUAGUAAAUUAUCUUGAAAAUAUUCUAUGUGGGGGUGUACAAACCCCUGAUCAGCCAGAAGACAGCAAUGUCCUGAGCAUGUUUCCCACUCACCUCUUCCCUAAAAAAGAAUUAUAUGAAGUCUUGCACUGCCAAUGGCCUCUCCAGGGCUCUUGUAGUUGUUCUCCUGACAAAGCAAUAAGAAGCUUCUGAUCUUUUUGUGAGAUUUAUCACGUUUACAUCUGCAUAGUUGCCUCACAUAACACACUAUUGUUACUUAGUGGUCAGAGCCAGCAUAAAAUGAGGGCAUUAAAGAAAGUUACUCUUUUACUGUCUCUGAUAAUUUAAUAAUUGAAAGUGUCCAUUCAAAGUUAUUGUUGGCCUUCAUAAAGCCCAGGAGCAAUGCAUCUGCUUGGAGUUAACUAACAAACUAUUAAGUACUUGUUAACUAACAUGAAAGGUAGUAAUUUUUAGAAUGUUUAUGUUGCAAGGUAGAGAGAAUUUGAUGUUUUAAAAGACUCUAAUCAGUGGUUUGUAAAACUAGUCAAGGUAAUAAUUGCUCUCUUACUUCAAUAGACACAUUGACCAACACAAUUUUUGAUUUAUGGUAUCUAUAUAUUCAAUGAAAAUGCUCAAUUCAAUUCAACUCAAUUCAGAUGCUCAAAUUAACUAAGUUUACUGUAUCUGUUUUCUAAUUUACUUUAUAAAUAAAGAUUGAUGCUUUA
Molecule: messenger RNA, 4193 nt
Organism: Apus apus (common swift)
Lineage: Eukaryota; Metazoa; Chordata; Aves; Apodiformes; Apodidae
Gene: TWF1
Product: twinfilin actin binding protein 1
Exons: 9
Coding region: 103-1155 (350 amino acids)
Biological process (GO): regulation of lamellipodium assembly; positive regulation of neuron projection development; barbed-end actin filament capping
Cellular component (GO): myofibril; cytoplasm; actin filament
Molecular function (GO): actin monomer binding; actin filament binding
Source: RefSeq, a predicted model, not a curated record